AUGGUUGCUAGGUAUCGAGUUGUCCCGGAUGCAAGCCCAGGGGAAUUAGCCCACCAGCAAAACAAGUCCAGCAACAAGUCCGACUGUGGACGGAACCCACCCAAGCACUACGCCAAGCGCGCCAACGACAACGCCGCAAUGCUUGCGCUCGCGAACGGCCUCGAGUACCGGGUACGGAAGUACAACUUCAGCGAACAGAAGCAUGAGAUUGUUUCGGUGUCACCCGGGGCUGGGGGCGUCCGCCUCAUGUCCAUGCAUGCCCGGACCCUCGGUCACGACCGCGUACCCACGGACGUUCAUGCGACAGAGACCCAAACAACGGCGCAGCUGAAAGGCCAAUUUCCGGGAUCAGCAAUCUGGUCGGCACACCUGUACAAGGACAACGAUGUGCAGGUCGACGAUGGGUCAUGGGGUGCUCGCGUUUCUGGGGGCAACUUUCGCCCCGACGAGGCGGCAUUGAUCGCGCAGUACAAGGUGUAUUACGGGUGCGGAGGGGAUGAGCAGUGCAGCGACAUUCGGUGCCCCUUCUGCUGGGAUGAGGAGGACACCUUGGACAGUAGCCUGCUAGAAUGUUCGAGGCACAUGCGCGUUGCGCAGGUAGUGAGCUGUGGCCAGGGGCGGCUGAAGGGUGGCGACGUCAAGGCCGCCGCACGACCUGGGCCGCCUGAUGACUGGGCGUUGGGGCAGGGGCAGGCAGACGAUGUCGAGAUAUUCAACAAACCACCGCCGACGGGCGACCAUGGACCGCCACCAGCAGACCAACUCACCCUCAGCAAGAUCAUCUACUUCUUCCGUCAACGAGGAAACAAGAACUCCUUGAGCGGGGAGCCACCACCAUUUACGUGGUGGGUACUCGCUUACGAGUACGUCGGGGUCGGCCAUGGUAACGAGCGGGUGCCCGAUUCCAUCACCAGGCAUCCGACGUUGUCACUGCGGGGACGGGGCCGUCCUAAGGUUUACCUUGUACACGCCAUCAGACGCCAGGGGGCGGGCAGCGACCGUGUCUCGCGGCGCAAGUUCCGGCUCGCAUUACCGGGGUCCAGCAACGGCUACGACAAGUACCUCUUGAACGAGGACACAUUUGUCUGAACGAUCGUGGAGUUCUUCGAGGAAUACCAGCGAAGUUUUUCGAGGGCAGCGAUUCGGCACGGUCAACAACAAAUGCUGGUGUGGAGGCCUAACGAUGGCCGGCCUUCGGCUUAUAGGUGUACAGGUGUGCGUCUGGAUGUGGUGUUCACAGCUAGCUGCAAUGCCGGAGAUAAUGGGGUGGGGAGGCAGGGCGAAACCCUCACGCGUCGAUGCC
Molecule: messenger RNA, 1303 nt
Organism: Ectocarpus sp. CCAP 1310/34
Lineage: Eukaryota; Phaeophyceae; Ectocarpales; Ectocarpaceae
Source: the annotation of a GenBank genome assembly